UAUGAAAUUAGUCAGAUUUCUAAUGAAGCUCAAGAAUGAGCAAGUCAUUGUUGAAUUAAAAAAUGGGACCGUUGUUUUAGGAACAAUUACAGGAGUAGAUGUUAGAAUGAAUACACAUUUAAGCAAAGUGAAAUUAACAUUGAAAGGAAAGAAUCCAGUAGGAUUAGAUUAAUUGACAAUUAGAGGUUUGCUGACUAUCAUUACAUAGGAAAUAAUAUCAGAUACUUCCAUUUAUCUGAAAAUUUAUAAAUUGACAAUCUAUUGGUUGAUGAAUCCAUUUCAAAAUCAAAGAAAGUGAAAGCAGGAAUGGAGAAAAAUGAUCCAAAUUUUAAAAGAAAGAAGAAGAAUAAGGUCACUCGUUUACCAAGAAGAUGAU
Molecule: messenger RNA, 376 nt
Organism: Paramecium pentaurelia
Lineage: Eukaryota; Ciliophora; Oligohymenophorea; Peniculida; Parameciidae
Source: the annotation of a GenBank genome assembly